UAAUGCAGUUAGAAGCCUUGGUAAAGUUCAGAUACUUCAUAACAAACAGAUUAACCAGAGGGAGUAGUUUGCUUGGGUACUCCACGAUUGCAGAACGCUUUAAAUAGUCUGGGACUGGUAGUGUUCAAACCAAAAGCACGUCAAAAAAGCCCGGAAGUUGACCGCUUCCUUUAUGAAGUUUUAAAGAACAUUGCUGCGCCUGUUUGUUUCGCUAGCGACUGACGUAGUGUGAGUGUGUUCACCUGCAUGGGUAAGAGCCACUCAGCCUAGCUGCUAUAUUGACCCAGCAGCGCAGACAGAAUAGAGUUUGAAAAAAUAAUGCUGAGCACGGUCAACUACCUGUGGUCACUGGAUGAUGUGCUGGGUCAGGGGGCGACGGCCAGCGUCUACAAAGCACGGAACAAGAAAAGCGGAGAGCUGGUUGCAGUGAAGGUGUUCAACAACGUGAGUUACCAGCGGCCCCUGGAGGUCCAGAUGAGAGAGUUUGAGAUGCUGAGGAAGCUCAACCACGUCAACAUUGUCAAGCUGUUCGCUGUGGAGGAGGUGACCCACAUCAACAACAAGCAGAAGGUUCUGGUGAUGGAAUUCUGCCCCGGAGGGAGUCUGCUCAACCAGCUGGAGGACCCAGAACAUGCGUUCGGACUCCCGGAGUCUGAGUUUCUCAUAGUGCUGCAGUGUGUAGUGGCUGGGAUGAACCACCUGCGUGAGAACGGGGUGGUGCACAGGGAUAUCAAGCCUGGGAACAUCAUGCGGCGUGUGGGGGAGGACCGGUGCUCCAUCUACAAGCUCACAGACUUCGGUGCGGCCCGGGAACUGGAGGACGAUGAGAAGUUUCUCUCCCUCUAUGGGACAGAGGAGUACCUGCACCCGGACAUGUAUGAGCGAGCCGUGCUCAGGAAACCGCAGCAGAAGUCCUACGGGGUGGCGGUGGAUCUCUGGAGCAUCGGGGUGACGUUCUACCACACCGCCGCUGGCAGCCUGCCGUUCAUACCCUACGGAGGACCGCGCAAGAACAAGCAGAUCAUGUAUAAAAUCACCACAGAGAAGCCGAGGGGGGCGAUAGCGGGAGUGCAGCGUCUGGAGGACGGACAGAUCGAGUGGAGCUAUGACCUGCCUGUCGCGUGUCAGCUGUCCGCAGGCCUGAAGUCCCAGCUGGUUCCGGUCCUGGCCAAUAUCCUGGAAGCGAACCAGGAGACGUGCUGGGGCUUCGACCAGUUCUUCGCUGGGACCAUGGAUAUCAUUCACAGAGUGGUGAUCCACGUGUUCUCACUGCAGCAGGCCACACUGCACCAAAUCUACAUCCACGCUUACAAUACGGUCUCUAUUUUAAUGGAGGAGAUUUUCAAAGUGGCGCGGAUCCAUCCCAAAUGCCAGCAGUACCUCUUUGAUGGGCACUACUACCCCCUGGAGGCCAGCAUGAAGGUGGGGAGCCUCCCCCCCACCUGCCAGGAUAAGCCCCUGUUCGUGGCGAGCCUGGAGCCCGAGAAGCCAGAGAAACCUAUCGGAGUGCAGUUCCGCGAACCGGAAAUCCCAGUUUUUCCACCAAGGUUUGAUGUUCUUGCUGAUUACAGUUUGUCAAAGUGCAUAGUGAGUGCAGUACACCAGUAUUUAAGAAUAAGCCACUCCUUACUGAAAUGGCAGGCAUUGGUAUUGCAGGGGUUUUACUGGCUGAUGGAAAAUAUAAAGCUGGAUGUGCUACAGAAAAUCAACAUGCUGAACCUGAUGCUGUCUUUCUGCAAGAGUACUGAGGCGAGGGUGUACAGGCUCUGCGAGUUUUCAGUGGACACCGGUGUGCCGGAGCUCAAAGACUACCCAGAGCAGAGGAAGAAGCUGCAGCUGUUACAGGAAACCCUCUUGGGUUACAUAAACAGCAUCCGUGACAUUCAAAACAAACUGGACCGAAUGAAAGCAGAGUGGUCCAAACAUUCGCAAAUAAUAGCAGAGGAUAAAACCACACAGAGGAUAGACUACUUGCUGGAAAUGAUAUCGGCAAUAUACCAUCAGUACCGGAAAGACAAAAUGACUGUCAAGAUACCUGACGACAGAGCACACUCGCCAUCCAUCUGCUUCGCGCCUCUUCAAAUGUCAAGUCAGGCGGCGUGCCAAUUGCUCUGCAGACAGAAAGACCUGUCGUAUAACGAUGAACAGAUACACAAGUUUGAAAAGAUUAACUUGACAACGCAUGUGAAGAAAGUGAAGUCCUUAUUCCGAGAUGAAUGUGUACAGAAGUACCAGGCUGUGCUCUCUGUGAUUGGCUGUUGGACCAGCGCGCUGUUCGAGAUGAAGACUCAGCUCAGAGAGUUCAACAGUGUUUUCAAGAGUCUCUUUGGGGAGCUGGAGGGAUGCCAGGAUCACCAGAGCAUGACCCUGAAAAAUGCUCUGCUGAGGAUCCAGCAGGAGGCGCCCUGGCCCGACCCGUCAGCCGCCUAUCUGGAGGACAGCCACGCGCAGAUGGCUCUGAGGAUUCGGCUUCUGAGAGACGAGAUGCAGGCAGUGGCACAGGAGCUGCAGCACAAUAAUUGUAUUAUUGAGAGUUUCAGCGCUCUGACCACCAGCCCUGGUGUCUGAUUCCCAGCAGCGGAUGGAACUGACUGGAAACCGCUUCGGUCUCCAGGGUGUCCUGCUUCAGCAUUAACUACUUCACACGCACAGCACUUUCGAUAUCCACCACGGAGUUUACCACUCCUUAAAGAAAUGCUUGUCGUGUUUUGUAAAUUAAUAUAUAUUUUGGCGUGAACAGCAGUACAGAGUUUAUGUCUGUAUUUGUGUUUUAUUAUUUUUUUUAUUUAAAGAAGUUUACCCUGGCUCCCUCUCUCUGUCACCAUGGUAGUACAUUGGUUGCAGUUCUAAUAAAGCACAGAAAGCUAUGCUCAUGUGUAUCUGCCAUAACAAAAGGGUCCAGCAUUCCCUAUCCGUCUGUCUACAUGCAUGUAUGUAAGCUUGUCAAAUACAAUAUAUUAUUGUACCAUA
This is a messenger RNA of Polyodon spathula (Mississippi paddlefish), 2970 nucleotides long. Its product is annotated as inhibitor of nuclear factor kappa-B kinase subunit epsilon-like. Gene Ontology annotation, molecular function: protein serine/threonine kinase activity; ATP binding. The record is from RefSeq and is a predicted model, not a curated record. Bases 319 to 2568 code for a protein of 749 amino acids. The transcript is spliced from 23 exons. Gene Ontology annotation, biological process: peptidyl-serine phosphorylation. Gene Ontology annotation, cellular component: cytoplasm. NCBI's taxonomy places the organism in Eukaryota, Metazoa, Chordata, Actinopteri, Acipenseriformes, Polyodontidae.